GCAAUUUGGGAUUUCUAAUGGUUCGAAUGAUUCAGCCUGAUGUGAUGUAUGGGUUAGAUUAGUCUUGGUACAUGCUGCCCAUUGGGGAUAUUCGGCAUAACAUCGCUCUAUGGACCUGUGAACCUGCAAUCGUACACCAAAAUGCUAAAGACACGCUGUUAUCUUAAUCACUAGCGGGAAGGCUGAUAAAUUCACAGUAGCCGAAUCAUCGAAUAAAGGGAACACCUCUCCUCUUCUUCCCCGAACCACCACAAUCCAUUCUUUCCUCCAACAACCAUUCUUUCUUUGAAGCAGACGCCCGUGAAUUGAAAUACCUUCAACAUGCGUUAUCUACAAUGUGUUGCAUUGGCUUUUGCAUCAGCUGCAAUUGCUUCGGCCUCUGAUGUCGCUUCCCUCACCAAGGAAACAUUCCCAGAUUUCAUCAAGGAGAAUGAUUUGGCCCUUCUAGAGUUUUUCGCACCUUGGUGUGGUCACUGCAAAGCAUUGGCCCCUGAGUAUGAAGAAGCUGCUACAACAUUGAAGGAGAAGAAGAUUGCCUUGGCCAAGGUUGAUUGCACAGAAGAAGCCGAUCUCUGCCAAAGCUUUGGCGUUGAGGGUUACCCAACUCUCAAGGUCUUCCGUGGCGCAGAGAAUGUUUCCCCAUAUUCCGGCGCAAGAAAAGCCCCAGCGAUUGUCUCAUACAUGACCAAGCAAUCCCUCCCCGCCGUCUCAGUCUUAACCAAGGAUACAUUGGAGGAUUUCAAGACUGCCGACAAGGUAGUUUUGGUUGCAUACUUCGAUGCUGAGGACAAGACCUCAAACACCACCUUCAACACAGUUGCGGAGAAACUCCGUGACGACUACCUCUUCGGUGCCAGCAAUGAUGCAGCUUUGGCAAAAGCUGAGGGUGUUAGCUUCCCAUCUAUUGUCCUUUACAAGUCAUUCGAUGAGGGCAAAGCUAUCUACCCAGAUGCUUUCGACGCCGAGGUUAUUGAGAAGUUCGCAAAGACUGCGUCCAUCCCAUUGAUUGGCGAAGUUGGCCCAGAAACAUACGCUGGAUACAUGGCCACUGGAAUUCCAUUGGCAUACAUUUUCGCCGAAACCCCAGAGGAGAGAACUACUCUCGCUGAGACUCUUAAGCCAGUCGCAGAGAAGCACCGUGGUGCCAUCAGCUUUGCAACCAUUGACGCAAAGGCUUUCGGAGCUCACGCUGGUAACUUGAACCUUGACGCCGACAAGUUCCCUGCUUUCGCUAUCCAAAGCACUGUCGACAACAAGAAAUAUCCUUUCGAUCAAAGUGUUGAGAUCACUGAAGCUUCCAUUAGCAAGUUCGUCCAACAAUACGUUGACGGAAAGGUUGAGCCAAGCAUCAAGUCUGAGCCAAUCCCAGAGAAGCAAGAAGGCCCAGUUCAAAUCGUCGUUGCUCACAACUACGAUGACAUCGUUUUAGAUGACAAGAAGGAUGUUUUGAUUGAGUUCUACGCUCCAUGGUGUGGACACUGCAAGGCUCUUGCACCAAAAUACGAUAUCCUCGCUGGCCUUUACGCUGAUGCUGGUUACACUGACAAGGUUACCAUCGCUAAGGUCGAUGCUACUCUCAACGAUGUCCCAGAUGAGAUUCAGGGUUUCCCAACCAUCAAGUUGUACAAGGCUGGUAACAAGAAGAACCCAGUUACCUACAACGGUAGCCGUAGCAUCGAAGAUUUGAUUAAGUUCAUUAAGGAGAACGGCCAACAUGAGAUUGAAGUUGCAUAUGAUGAGAACGCCGCUGCUUCCCCAGAGGCAGAGAAGCCAAUUGCUGAGUCUUUGGCCAAGCAAGCAGAAGCCGCCACCGAGUCUGCUAAGAGCGCUGCUGAGGAGGCUAGUGAGACUGUUUCUAGCAAGGUCGCUGAGGCCACCGAGACCGCAGCUGCUACUGAGGAUCAUGACGAGUUGUGAUUUAAUUUCGAAAAAGAAAGUUUGGGUUUCUUCUGUUUCAUGUACCUGUAGCUUAAUCGCAACAGGUAUUGGGGUUGGGGUUCUUUAAAUUGUUAAGGCAAUAACAUUGGAGCAAUACUGGAGCAAAAUGAGAAUUGUUUAUUUGAUUAUCUGAUUUCUCCCCGUGAUAAAAUUAUCGUUUGAAUUAUGUAGAUCUUCCUAUCUUAAUUACCUCGAUAGACACCUAGGUACUUAUUA
Messenger RNA from Botrytis cinerea B05.10, 2154 nucleotides. It is a transcript of the gene Bcpdi1, whose product is annotated as Bcpdi1. Gene Ontology annotation, biological process: protein folding; response to endoplasmic reticulum stress. The coding region runs from base 322 to 1917 and encodes 531 amino acids. The record is from RefSeq and is a predicted model, not a curated record. Gene Ontology annotation, cellular component: endoplasmic reticulum. Gene Ontology annotation, molecular function: protein disulfide isomerase activity. The transcript is spliced from 4 exons. Lineage: Eukaryota; Fungi; Ascomycota; Leotiomycetes; Helotiales; Sclerotiniaceae.